CGCCGCCCUCAACGCCGAAAGUGUCCACUCACCUUCUACUAGCAUGGCGACCUCCUCUCAAUAUCGUCUGCUGCUGAGUGACUGCGGGCCUCCAUCGCUAGGCUACACCCAGGGAACUGGAAAUAGCCAGGUGCCUCAGAGUAAAUACGCAGAGCUGCUGGCCAUCAUUGAGGAGCUUGGGAAGGAGAUCAGACCCACGUAUGCAGGCAGCAAGAGCGCCAUGGAGAGACUGAAACGAGGCAUCAUCCAUGCCCGAAGCCUGGUUCGGGAGUGCUUGGCUGAAACGGAACGCAACGCCAGGUCCUAGCCCCGCCAGGCUGAAGGCCCGUCCUGCCGCCACAUGGAGAUGAGAGGCUUUGGUCAAAAUGGCAGUAGUGUUUCUACCACAGUCAUUAAGCUCCGAACCCACACUUAAAGGAUUGGGAAGACAUUUUGCAGUUAUUGACGAUGUGCAUUUUAACGAGUUAGGAAUGACCCAGCUUUUCUUUUCCAAGCAUUUGAAAGAUGUUUGUGAAGCUACUUCACAGCAAGCUAUUGUUUGCCCCCAGUACCAGUGUCCCCUUCAAUCUCCCUUUGGAUUCAUUUUCCAUUUGCAUUACCCUGGUUGACUUCUUUUCCAUGAGCUCACCUGCCUCUGAGGACUGGGCAAACCAUAGCACGUUUGCUUAGUAGCUGGCCCGCCUGUGUACAGUGUAGACCCUGCUUCACGGAGCUUUCUGCUUAAGUGUUUGCAUGACUGAGUGCUUUGGAGUCAAUCUUUAAAAUGCACAGGUUAUAAAUACAGAAGAAAGUGCAAUCUACCCAAUCUACCAAGCGCCCUGCAAAAUGUCCACCCUGAGAUUGUAGAUCUCAGUUCCAUGUUGACUGUGAGCCAAUCACAACAUCUGGAAGAAAAUGAUGGAAA
This is a messenger RNA of Acomys russatus (golden spiny mouse), 904 nucleotides long. RefSeq names its product cyclin-dependent kinase 2-associated protein 1-like. Gene Ontology annotation, cellular component: cytoplasm; nucleus. Bases 44 to 307 code for a protein of 87 amino acids. Lineage: Eukaryota; Metazoa; Chordata; Mammalia; Rodentia; Muridae. The record is from RefSeq and is a predicted model, not a curated record. The transcript has a single exon.